Messenger RNA from Paramecium primaurelia, 267 nucleotides. Lineage: Eukaryota; Ciliophora; Oligohymenophorea; Peniculida; Parameciidae. The record is from the annotation of a GenBank genome assembly.
AUGUCCGAAGAAUUAAAUUCAAGUCUUGAUUCCCUUGAAUUAGAUUUAUACCACAAACCUAAUCCUAGAAUUAGAACUAUACUUAAUUACCUUAGAUCAUAAAAUAUCAAAUUUUGCACAGACCCAAAAAAGAAAGAAGAAGACUUCUAUUCUAAACAGUCUUCUACAGAGAUUAAUUCUGAUAUGGAUUUUGGAAUAAGAAGAAAUAGAUUUAUAAAUAGAGGUCCUUAAAGAUCUGGAAUUGUUUUGGUUUCAAAUACAUCUUGA